UUAAAGCGUUGAUCAGUUCUGGGGGACAAUUAUUUUUUUCCAUCUAAUGUGAGAUCUCAGCUGUCUUUGGAAUGAUGUGGACCUUACAUGACAAUAUUGGAUUUGUGCUCUUUUCCUGUUUGUCCAUUCAAGUUGGAUUUUCUCUUGACGGAAAGUUUACUGAUUUACCUUCAAACAUCACUGCCAGGGAAGGGCAGAACAUUGAAAUGGCAUGUGCCUUUCAAAGUGGGAUGUCCUCAGUUUACUUGGAGAUCCAGUGGUGGUUUAUUCGUGCUCCGGAGGAACAGAUUACAAGCGAGGAGGAUGAGGAUGAGGAUGAUACAGAGAUGGAGCUGAUUCCAGAACCAGACCCUGAUGAAGAAGGAACCAAAAUAAGUACAGUCAAGGUACAGGGCAAUGACAUCUCCCACAAGCUGCAGAUCUCUCGGGUGAGCAAAAAUGAUGAGGGCUUGUAUGAAUGUCGUGUCACAGAUGCCAACUACGGAGAACUCAAGGAGUACAAGGCUCAAGCCUACCUGAAAGUCAACAUCACUAUCCGACCCCGCAAUCGGGCCAUCAAGAAGACCUCGCCACUGCACUUGACCAAUAAGAAACCCCGCAAGAGCAGCUCAGCUCUGGGACAGGACAGCAACGGCAUGAGUUCGGACCAGAGAUCCCAGUCUACUUCUACCUCUCAGACAUCACACUCCAAAACAAUUAAACACAGCACAGGGUCAGGUACGAGGAUAGCCACAAGAAAUGGACUUGUUAUUCUUCUCCUCACGUCUGGCCUCAUGAGGGGAGCAUGGCUAUAGUUCCAAGACAGUUACUCUUUUUUUUUUUUUUUUUUUUCAGAAUCACUUGUUUUUCAGAGCCAAGAGAAAAAUGCUUGCUAUUUGGAUGGAGCGGACAGCACAGUUGUCCCUUACUUCAAACCACUACACCACACCCAAUGUAAAGAUCGUCACCAGAAGCACCUUUGUUUCAAAAGCCUAGGAAAAUAAAACUGCCAUACUGGACAUGUGCUUAGCGCUCCAAAUCAAACAGAAGACAAAAAUGGACACAGACUUUUAUGGGAUCUAUCACCAAUAUAUAUUUUUCAUUCGUUUUUGUUUUAUCUCCAGCUGUGAAUUUAAUACGUUGCUCUGAAGUUCGGAAGAGUCUAUAUUUGUGUAACAUAUGAAUAUAUGAACAGAUAUACAGUAUAUAUAAGAAUGUGAUUUAAAAGGCCCCUUGACUCUGUACAGCUGCCAUUCAUUCUAGUUCAUUCAUAUGCAAAGACAGCUUUGAAAACAAAAGAAAACGAGAAAAGUACAGUACCACGGCUUAGUACAUAUUGUCUCGAUCGCUAAUUGAGCGCUGCUUAACUAUGUGGCAAUUCACAGUGUUUGCAUUAAUGCAGAUAUAUUGUGUUUCUUUUUUUGGCAUAACAAAUGUGAUUUAUAUUAUUUUUUUUAUCCAUCCUGUUAGUUUAUGUUGUAUACUCAAGGACAGCAAAUGCUUCCACAUGCCAUAUGUAAAAGUCAUGUUGAGUUAGCAUGUACAGAAACUAAUGUAGCAUGUGAGAAAAGUAGUCUACAACUGGAAUCUAAAUCACACACCGUAACACCAUUCAAGGGCAUUGUUGAAUUUCAGAGUAGUUUGUUUCACACCUCGAAAAGAUAUUGUUUGCUUCCUUUUUUUCCUUAAGGGUCAGAGGUUUGAAAUAAAUGUUCCAAGACUUCAACCUUCAAACUACUAAAGGUGUUAUAUGACCUUUAGUGCUGUUGAAUUUUGUGAUUGUGUCCUUCAAAACAUCUCAAGGAUGAUUCACCUGCAUUUAAGUGUUGAAGAUGAUUGCUUUGCACCACUUGAAGCAACUGUAAUUUCCGAUGUGUUUACUGUCUUCAAAAGCACGUCGCACCAGACCAUUGGAUUUCCUCUUUAGCUGACAAAAUCAAUAGCUGGAUGUGGUUGAAUAGUUGGAUUGGUUUACUCAAGUUUUUAAUUAAACGAGGAACAUCUUAGUUCCUUUGUUACAAUCCAAUACAUUUGUAUUCCCCUAUUUCCGUGAUAGAUUUGCAGACUGACAUUGGGAGAGUUGGCCUUGCAGGAUACCUCUCAAAUCUACUAAGGUUUUGUUUUAGUCUAUUCAUUUUUGCUUCGUUCUGAUGCCACUUAAGCACUAAAAAAUUCCCACUAACAAGCAUGAAACUUUUGAGCAUCACACAGUGGAAUCUAAUGAUAGCAGGAUUUUUAUGUGAGGCAAAGGUACAGUGGGGUCCAAAAGUCUGGGAUUUUCUGGAUUUAUUUUCAUUUUAUUUUAUUUCUACUAUUUAUGUAUGUAUUUAGUUUUAAUUAAUUAAUUUAUAGCUGGUAAUAAACACAUUUAUAAGGAUUCUGCAACAUUUGCAACAACUGAAAUGUUAUGACUUGAAAUUAAUAAGAAAUAUAUAAGAUUACACACAAUUUCUAGGUCAUAAAUCAAAAGUAAUCAAAUUUGUGACAUUGACCAUGUUAACUCUUUUGUACAAAAGGUCAGAUUUUGAUGCUGGAUAACAUGGAUCACCAGGCUGUCCAUUAACUUGUGGAGUUUAUGCCAGCUUAAGCGCACGACAUAUUAUUUAAAUUGUUGAUAAUAUCAUUUUUAAUUACAAAUUGUGUAUUGCAUUAGAAAACUGCUAAAUGCAUUUUCAUUAGUAGUCUUAGGCUGGGUUUCCCACAGCAUUAAGUAGAACUUUAUCUAAGUAGUACGUAAAAAUGUUUGUGAAUUAACAAAAGCUUUGAACCACACUUAAGUCCAUUAAGUGCAACUUUUUCAUAUCUUUCACAGUUGUUCAGAGACAAAGGUAAAUUUAAUAUAUUAUAUUAAUAUAUUUUGAUCAUUGGAAAGCCAUUUUACAUCG
Messenger RNA from Myxocyprinus asiaticus (Chinese sucker), 2864 nucleotides. It is a transcript of the gene vstm2a, whose product is annotated as V-set and transmembrane domain containing 2A. Lineage: Eukaryota; Metazoa; Chordata; Actinopteri; Cypriniformes; Catostomidae. The record is from RefSeq and is a predicted model, not a curated record. The transcript is spliced from 5 exons. Bases 72 to 794 code for a protein of 240 amino acids.